AUGAUUGCGCUCAGAAGAAUUCUGAUGCACGCCCCAAGCUCUAGUGAAAUGCAUAUUUCAAACUCUGCCUUCGGGGAAUUCUGUCUUCAUUCUCUCCGGAGCUCGAUCAGAGAAUUGCGUGUUGCAACUGGACACUCAGUAGUAGCAUUCGUGCGGUCAAAUCUACCAACAGAUAUCCGUCGGGCCAAUUUCGUCGUUGUGCUUGAGUGGCUUAAAAAUCUUUCCGGAAAAGAUGAUAUGCCGUUACAGGAAGCUUGUAUCAUAACACUUUGUGGGCUGGCAAUUGUCUCGGAAGAUGAAGAGAAAAACAUCAUUCUCCUUCGACUCUUGGAGUACCUUGGUCAUCCAAACCCCUACAUCUGCGCCGUGGCUUACAACGAGUUAUCCAAACUUGCCCAACAGUUUUCCUUGACACCUGCUGGCCUCUUUCGGCCUUACUGGAGAACCCUUUCGGUAACUGUGGUCAAGAACCUCCAGUCUCGCCCGUAUAUGGCCGAACAGCUAUGUGAUUUGCUUGGCAUGAAGGUUGAUGGUUUCCUACGGUUGACAGAAGUCCACGUCUUGCCCUAUCUGGUUUUGACACGAAAACGAGACAUCAUUUGCAGAAUUGGGGCUAGUCGUAACGAAGGCGAGUCUGCUUUUGAUGUCUGCUCGGAGAAGAAUAACCUGGCUGCAAUCCUUGCUUUCCUGCUAUCCCAGCAGUCAGAAAACCCGGAGGGUAUGAUCAUGUCCCUUCUAGCAGAGAUAGAUCCUGCAUUCAAGGGUCGAUCUUUAGCGGAGUUGGUGCGGAUUGAGCCAAUUCUCAUUGCUUGUGACUUGCUAAAGAGUCUUGGCGAUGCAGGCGAGCAAAAGAAAGAGAGAUUCAAUCAAGCCCUCCAUCGAUUAGCCACGUUUGUUCCACGAAAGAUUGCACAUGGAGGUUCAUCGAAGAAAGCGGGUUUAAGUCACUUCAUCGAGGAGCACGUUCUCGGUAUUAUCACACAAUUCGCAAAUGCCAUUAACGACUUCCAAGUGCGACAGACGUUGGCGGAGAAGAGGCGAAACAUCAAAGCCAUCGAAGAAAUGAUCAAUAUCGCCCAAGGUCAUGUUAGCAGUGCAUUGCCACAGGUUUGUGCAUGUCUUCGAUCCGCGCUAGAGAUCGAGGAACUGUGUGAUUAUGCAUUUUCCGCGUGGAAAACAUUGAUCAGUUCUCUGAGUGAAGAGGACCUUGAGCCAAUAAUUGAUCAAACGCUAGCGAUUGUGAUCAGAUAUUGGAGUAAUCUGACCGAAGAGAGCAGAAACCGCGCAUGUCAACUCAUCGAUCAUAUAUUGACGAACCACUCAAGCCUAGUACAAGAUACCUUCAACACCAUGCCUUCCCUUGCGUCCAUUCCAGAGAUGGCUGCCUUUGAUGCUAAAAUAAAUGACCUGAGAGCGCAAAUGGACGUUCGAAGCCAGUUUCUGGCGUUAAUUCGUCGCUGUCAGAGUGAAAAUGCCACCGUUGUUGAGCAAGCUCUAAUGGAGUUAGCCCCUUUUCUGUCAGCAAAUGAGGAGUUUCUCCAUGACUCUGUUUUGAGUGAACAGCCAGACCCUGUGAUUGCUCAGCUAACUAGUAUUACUUUAUUGUCGGCUCGAUGUUUAGGGCUUGUUGGCUGUCUCGAUCCAAAUCGAGUUGAAACAAUUAAAGAAAAGAAGGAUAUACUUGUCUUGUCCAACUUCGAUAGAAUGGAAGAAACAGUCGCAUUCAUUCUUUUCUUCCUCCAACAUGUUCUGGUUGAGGCAUUCUUGUCUGCUUCCAAUACCAGGGCUCAGGGUUUUCUUGCAUGGGCCAUGCAAGGUCUGCUCAAAUUUUGCAAGCUGAAUGCGGUGUUAACCCAACGCUCUCGCGAUUUGCAAGGCGAUGAGAAGUAUCAACGCUGGAUGGAGCUUCCAGAAAGUGUUCGCAACACUCUUACACCAUUUCUUACGUCUACCUAUACGGUUACUGUUGUGACCAAUCACACCGAGGUCAAAUAUCCGCUCUUUUCCCCUAAAUUAACUCAUAGUGAGUGGCUUCGAACAUUGGUACAAGAUCUUCUACAAACUGGGAAUGGAGACAACGCAAAAAUGGUCUUCUCAAUAUCGAGUCGUGUUGUGAAGGGUCAAGACAUCUCCAUCUCUUCGUUCCUUUUACCAUUUGCGGUCCUGAACCGCAUCGUAGGAGGGACUGAACAAGAACAACAAAAUCUUCAACACGAAUUGAUGAGCGUUCUUUCGCAUCCUAUUCCAGAGACAAACAACAAUAUUCGUGAGACAAUCAUAAGCAGUAGCCAGAGUGUUUUCGAAGUGCUAGACUACCUGUCUAGAUGGCUGCAAGGGAAGAAAAAGCAUCUCAAUGGCCUCAACCACAAUUCCAACCAAACGACUCGUUCCCAUAAAGAUCCAAGUCGUGAAGCGCUCAUUGAUAAAUACUCAUCACAGAUCAAGUCUGUCGAAAAUCUCUUAUCCUCAAUACCACCGGAGAUUAUAUCCAGGCGAGCUGUUGAAUGUAAAUCAUUCUCCAAAGCACUUUUCCAUUGGGAGCAGUACAUUCGAAAAUGCAAGGUCCACGGAGAAUCACAAGAUCGAUCCAGCCUUGAACCUCUAUACCAAAGAUUACAAGACAUCUAUAGCCAGAUUGAUGAACCUGAUGGAAUUGAGGGCAUUUCAAGCCAUCUGUCCGCACUAGACAUUGACCAGCAGAUCCUUGAGCACCGGAAAGCAGGGAGAUGGGCGACGGCGCAGAGUUGGUACGAGCUACAACUCGAGAAGGAGCCUGACAAUGUCGAUGCACAAUGGAAUCUUGUGACCUGUCUCAAAGAAUCUGGCCAGCAAGAUGCUAUUCUCACUCGCUUUGAGGUUCUCAAAGAAAAUGAGUCAGCAGCUUCACGGUUUCUGCCCUUUGCAGUUGAAGCUUCGUGGAUAAUGAGCAGAUGGGACAAGCUGGAGGGUUAUCUUGAUCUUUGUGCCAAACAAGGAACUGAAGAGUUCAAUGUCGGGAUAGGCUCAGCUCUCGAUGCUCUUCGUCAAAAGCAACACGAACCAUUUACUGAUAAAAUAAACGAGCUCAGGCUCAACGUUGCCCGAUCAUUAACCACAAAUUCGGUGGCAUCACUACAAGCAUGCCAUGAUGACAUGCUCCGGUUACAUGCUUUGUCGGAGGUCGAAUCUAUUGCCAAACCACAAUCAGGUCAAUCGCGCUCAGGCUUGCUGUGUGCCCUAGACCGGCGAUUGGACGUUUUGGGUGGCUACCUUUCCGAUAAGCAAUACCUAUUGGGUUUGAGACGAGCCACAAUGGAGCUAGCGGGCGAGUUUGCGGAUUCUGAUAUAUCCGCUGCAUGGCUCACCAGUGCUCGUCUUUCAAGGAAAGGCAAUUUCAGCAGCCAAGCGUAUCACUCAAUGCUCAACGCAGCACGGUUGAAAGACAGAUCUGCUUCCAUAGAACACGCGCGACUCCUGUGGAAAGAUGGACACCAUCGAAAGGCCAUCCAGACCCUAGAGGGUGCGAUUUCUGCUAACGAAGUUACCCCGAGUACAUCUUCUUCGGUCGAAAUUGAAGCCAUAUCGUUUCUCUCGGGUCAUGGGCAGCAUCGGAAUGAAUCUACUGCUCUUGCUCAUCUGAUGCUGGCCAAAUGGACGGACAGGGCUGGUCAGACCCACUCUCAGGCCAUUGUCCAGAGAUAUCGAGAGGCUAUUAAGCUAUAUCCAAAGUGGGAAAGGGCGCACUAUUACCUGGGAAAGCAUUACAAUAAAAUUUUGGAGUCUGAGAAAGCUAAGCCUAUGGGAAAGGAAGCUCAGAUAUACUUGAGCGGAGAAGCUACAAAGCUUGUCGUCGACAAUUAUCUUCGCUCGCUGACAUAUGGAACCAAAUAUGUCUUCCAGACUUUACCCAAGCUUCUGACCCUCUGGCUUGAACAUGCCUCGAUUGUUGAGCAGCCCAUUGAUCCGAAGAGAGGAGAUAACGAAGAAUUCCAGAAACAUACACAAGCGCAACGGAAGAAGAGCCUUGAUGAGAUGCAUGCACAACUGAAAAAAUUCAUCGACAAACGCUUGCAAGCGGCUCUUUUGUUCACAAUCCUACCCCAAGUGGUUGCCAGGAUUUGUCACCCUAAUAUCACAGUCUAUGAUCUGUUGACGCGCAUUGUAGCCAAGGCGGUUCACAACUUUCCACAGCAAGGUCUCUGGACAGUCCUCGCCGUUGUCAAGUCCUCGAAUAAAGAGCGAGCUAAAAGGGGAUAUAAUUGUCUACAGAGAAUCAUGGACUAUGGUAACAAGUCAAAGGGAGAAUCCUCAACGGCGUCGGAAAUCCGUCGCAUGAUCACUCAAGGUACAAAGUUCUCAGAGGAACUACUCCAACUCUGCCUUGCUCCGGUGGAGGAAAAGUCAUCUCGAGUUCAACUUGGCCGCAAUCUAGGGUUUAAUCAUAAAGUUGCGCCAUGUCGAUUAGUAGUGCCUUUCCAGGCAAUGUUGAUCCCAAGUCUCCCUGCCAGUCAGAACAUUGAAUAUAUCAAAGGAUUCAGGGCCUUUCCUCGAGAUCCAACAACCAUUGAGGCUGUUUUGGAUGAAGCACAAAUUUUGAACUCGCUUCAAAAGCCACGCAAAAUCAGCUUACGAGGAUCCGAUGGGAAGAUAUACAACGCACUUUGCAAACCCAAAGACGAUUUGCGCAAGGAUCAACGCCUCAUGGAAUUCAACAAUAUGAUCAACCGGUUCCUAAAGAGAGACGUCGAAUCAAGCAAGCGACGCAUGUACAUCAAAACAUACGCCGUAACGCCUCUAAACGAAGAAUGCGGUCUUAUUGAAUGGGUUGAUAACCUCCGCACACUGAGAGAGAUCGUCAUUAAGUUGCUGCGCGAAAGAGGCAUUUCACCAAACUACAACGAUAUCAGGCAUAAUUUGAAUGAAAUCUGCGCUGAUCGAUCAUUCGCAAAGUUGCCCUUAUUUACAACUAAUAUUUUGGCCAAGCUCCCGCCGGUUCUGCAUGAAUGGUUUAUCGAGAUGUUUCCUGAAACAGAGGCGUGGUUUACAGCGAGACUGAGGUAUACACGGUCUUCUGCUGUGAUGUCAAUGGUGGGAUACGUUCUUGGUCUGGGCGAUCGACAUGGCGAAAACCUUUCAUUCGAAGAAGGAACAGGUGGCCUCCUACAUGUUGAUUUCAACUGUCUCUUUGACAAGGGUCAAACGUUUGAAAAGCCCGAAGUGGUACCAUUCCGACUGACUCAUAAUAUGAUCGAUGCCUUUGGCGCUUACGGUUACAAUGGUCCCUUCAGAAGGACUUGUGAAAUCACGCUCAGCUUGCUGCGACAGAACGAGGAUGCCUUAAUGACUGUACUCGAGACAUUUUUGCAUGAUCCAACAACCGAUUUCAUUGGGAAAAGACGUCGCACCCAUGUGAAUGUCCCGGACACACCGGCUGGCGUUUUGGAAGAUGUUCGAAAUAAACUCCGUGGCUUCAUGUCUAAGCAGCCCAUUGCACUUUCGGUGGAUGGUCAAGUGGAUGAAUUGAUCAUACAAGCCACGGAUAAGAAGAAACUGGCGUCAAUGUACAUCGGAUGGUGUUCGUUCUUCUAA
Molecule: messenger RNA, 5568 nt
Organism: Penicillium vulpinum
Lineage: Eukaryota; Fungi; Ascomycota; Eurotiomycetes; Eurotiales; Aspergillaceae
Product: phosphoinositide-3-kinase-related protein kinase family protein
Exons: 23
Coding region: 1-5568 (1855 amino acids)
Biological process (GO): protein phosphorylation; DNA damage checkpoint signaling; telomere maintenance
Cellular component (GO): nucleus
Molecular function (GO): protein binding; protein serine/threonine kinase activity
Source: RefSeq, a predicted model, not a curated record